Dermatophagoides farinae (American house dust mite) is the source of this 8137-nucleotide messenger RNA. Its product is annotated as neurobeachin. The record is from RefSeq and is a predicted model, not a curated record. Gene Ontology annotation, biological process: intracellular protein localization. Gene Ontology annotation, cellular component: cytosol; membrane. NCBI's taxonomy places the organism in Eukaryota, Metazoa, Arthropoda, Arachnida, Sarcoptiformes, Pyroglyphidae. Gene Ontology annotation, molecular function: protein kinase binding.
AAUUUGUCUAUUUUUAAUUUUAAUUUAAAAUUGUCAAAUGAAUCGUGUGCAUAUUGAUAACGAUUUAAUAACUCUUCUAACAAACAAUGGAUGAUUGUCAACAGCAACGAUCCAACAGCAAACUAAUCGACGACGAUUUAAAUGAAGGAAUUAAAAAUGCUGCUGCCAACGAUAUCAUUGAGAAAAAAGUCAUCAUGGACGUGGAUAAUUCUCAGCAAAUACAAACAACAAUCAGUCAGAUAAUCGAUGAUGUCCUUUGUCAAACUAUAAAUGAAAUUGAAGCCAAUGAAAAUACGAUUGUUUUGGACAAAAAUGAAUCACAAUUACCAAUAUUAGAAUUUCAACAAAAUGGUGAAUCAAUAGCCACGAAUUCUAAUGAAUCUUCUCCGAGUUUCAAUGAUUUAGACGAUUUGGAUAUUAAAAACAAUUGCAACAAUAAUGAUAAUACUGAAUCACCCUUGGAUGAUGAUAAAAAUAAUAAUGAUGAACCAUUAAUUAGUGAAUCGGAAUGUGAAUCUAAACACCACCCGCAUCAAGCUAAUAAUGUUGCUGGUGAUGAUGGUGCCAAUGCAGAUGCAGAUGAUGGUGAUGCUGCUGCUUCUGCUUCUGCUGAUGAGGAAAAUGACGAAGAAGAUAAUGAUUGGAAACAACGUGGCAACAAUGAAAUUGAAGAGAAUGUGGAUGGUAAUAUAGAAUCGCGAGAAAAUAAACGUAAAUUUCCUUCACAUAGUUCAUUUUAUAGCGAUAUAAAUGAAGUUCUUAAUGAUCCAAUCACAUCGGAUGAAGUGAAAUUUGGUUUACUAUUUAAGAAAAUUCUAACUGUCAUGUCCACAAGACCGGAUUCAAUACCGGUGAAUGAAAUUAAUUUCAUCACAGAUAAUAUUCUCAAAUUAUUAAUAACCGAAGAUUUACAAAGAAUACGAAAACCUGAAACUUUGCGAAUAUUUUUUUGUGAUUAUCUCAAAAUGUUACCAUCGAAAGUCGUAGCCGAAAUUUUAAGCGUAAUCAUUGCUGUAUUAAAAAAAUCAUUGCUUAAUCUUGAAUAUUCAAAAGAUUUAUUGCUUAUCGCUAUAACACAAACAUUCAAUUUGGAUAAUUUAAUCAAACAUUUCAUAAGAGAAAUAAUCAAUCUACAAACGACAUAUAGCUGCAAUGUAAAAGAAUUAUUAGCCAUUUUGAAAUUCAGUGAAGAAGAUGCCCGAUUAUUGCAUUAUAUCCGUAAUGCUAAUCUACAUCAACGUAAUCGACCGAAUGCAUUUUUCGCUUUUCCUGGAUGCGAUGGAUCAGUAUUAGCCCUUCCACCGUUUCAAAAAUGGCCCAUUCAAAAUGGAUGGACAUUGAUUACUUGGUUCCGUAUAGAAUCCAAUUCGACUAAUUCACAGCCUUAUUUGUAUUAUUUUCGAACAAGCAAAUCUGGUGUUGGUUAUUCGGCUCAUUUCACUGGAAAUUGUCUGGUAUUAACAUCAAUGAAAAUCAAAGGCAAAGGAUUUCAGCAUUGCAUUCCUUAUGAAUUCGUAUCACAAAAAUGGUAUCAUUGCGCAAUCACCUAUGUAACCAAAUGGCGUUCAGCUGAAGUGAAAGUUUAUGUUAAUGGCCAAUUAACGGCCAACACCGAAAUGGCUUGGCAAGUGCAAACGAAUGAUCAUUUUGAUAAAUGCUAUAUUGGCGGUACUCCUGACCUGAAUGAUACUUAUUUGUUUUCCGGCCAAAUUGCUUCAAUCUAUUUAUUCCAUGAAGCCUUGAAUCCGAGCCAAAUUUGUUCAAUUCAUCGAUUAGGUCCUUCAUAUAUUGGACAAUAUAAACAUUCCAAUGAAAGUCAAAUGGAUCUACCGAUUGGUAUGAAACGUGUACUUUAUGAAGAAAAACUAAGUUCAUCGAUAUUUUGCUUAUAUACACCGGUGGCCGUCGAAAGUGAUACCCUUUGUCUCCAAUGUUUACCUAAAAAUAAUAUUUUCUAUUUCAUUUCAUCGCCUCAUGCUGCAUUAAUGGGCCAAGCAAAAUCCAUUCAAACACAUUCCAUUAGUUCUACAUUGCAAUCGAUCGGUGGUAUUCGUGCUUUACUUCCAUUGUUAUACAAAUUUGCACAGAAAAAUGAUUCUGAUGCAUGUUCAACGUUAAUUGGUUUUACAUGUGAUCUGUUGGAAUUUUCACCACAAUGGUUCGGCAAUGAAAUGAUACAAUCACAUGGUUUUGUUACAAUAGCAUCAAUUUUAUCGAAAAAUGCUAGACUAUUGAUCAAUAACGAUACAUUGGAAGUAUUACUCAAUUUAACAAAAACAUUGAUCAGUACAUCAAAUAAUAAUGAUGCAUUGAUUUUGAAACAAAUGUUGGACAACAUUCUAUUCAAUGCCUCACUUUGGAUCUAUGUGGAUGCAAAAAUCCAGAUGAAACUUUAUUGUUAUCUUUCCAGUGAAUUUCUAAGUGGCGCUAAUAGUUCAAUGAUUAAUUCUACAAGUGGUAGUCAAGGAUCAACAAAUCCGACCAUAAUGAAUAAUAAUAACAACACACAAGUGCUCUUCAACGGUAUCAUAUUCAAUGAAGUUCGGCGAAUAUCUACUGUUUUGCAAUUAUUACAUUCUUUAAAAUAUUAUUAUUGGCUCACAGAAGAAAAAUCCUACAACGUUAAAGCUCAGGAUUAUAAACUAAGACCUAAUGAUGAAGAAUUGGAAACGAUUCGAUCCUACAUUCUAUUAUUCAUCAAGCAAUUAAUUAUCAAAGGAAAUGGUAUUCAUUUGGAUGAAUUACAAGCAAUAUUAAAUUAUCUUGUUACCGUCAAUCAAGAUGCAAAUAUUAUCGAUGUUCUUCAAAUGCUUCAAUCAUUAAUGUGUGAACAUCCGGCUUCAUUGAUUCCGGCUUUUGAUGCUAAACAUGGUGUUCAAACCAUCUUUAAAUUGCUCAACUCCAACAAUGAAGAGAUACGAAUUCAGGCACUAAAAUUAUUGGGCUAUUUUCUAAGUAGAAGUACACCGAAACGAAAACAGGAUGUAAUGGGUCCACAUAAUUUAUACAUGCUACUCUGUGAACAUUUAAUUCGAUUUACACCAUUAACGAUCAACACCUAUAAUGCAUUGUUUGAAAUAUUGACUGAAACAUCAAUCGAAUCGAUUCGAGUUACUAGUUCCUGUAGUUCAAUGUUAAAAAUUGAGAAUUCAAUGAUCUUGAAAGUCAUUGCCACAUUAUUGAUUGAAGGAAAACAAGAUCCAUCCGAAGAUAGGGGUAGCAUCAAAGAAAUGUUCAUCAAUGAUCUAUGGUCACUAUUGAUCAAUAAUCGUGAAAAUCGACGAUUCGUUCUACAAAUGUCUGUUUGGCAAAAUUGGCUUAUCAAUUUAAUUGAAAACAAAAAUGAACUCAUCACCAAUCAAAUAUUAGCCAUUUUUCGAAUAUUACUUUAUCAUGCUAUCAAAUAUGAAUAUGGAGGCUGGCGUGUAUGGAUUGAUACAUUAGCUAUUAUACAUGCUAAAAUUUCUUAUGAUGAUUUUACUGAACAAUUUGGAAAAAGUUCUCGACCAACAGCUUCAUCAACGAAUGCUUAUGUUACAAAUCCGUCCAUUAUGAAAAAUAUAAUUAAUAAAAAUUUGGAAAGCAUUAAAGCAUCUUUGAUUUCAAAAGCCACCACAAAUGAAAAUUCAAUUCAUAAUAUUAAAAAUGAUAAUGAUGAAACCGGAACUGAUGGUCAAGACACAUCACAAAUAAAAACCGCUGAUACGGAAAAUUCCAAUCAAUCUGACAAUAGUGAAACUGUUAAUGUUAACCAUAGUGAAUCGGAAACUCAACCACCAGUCAUUUGUACAAUUAGUUCGAUUGAAAAUGAAUCGAAUAAUUUACCGCACAAAAGCAACGAUGCUAAACAUCAAGAUAAUGAAUUGGAAAAUAUUAUCAUCGAUAAUGGGAAUGGUGGAAAACAAAUCACACCUAGUGAUUCAAUUGAUGUGGCACCAACACGAAAAUUUCGAACCGAAAUCCCCAAACCAGAUGUUAUCGACAAAGAUGAAUUAAUCGAUGUGAAUAAAGCAAAGAUAUCUGCUACACCAGCAUUUCGUAUACCGGAAUUUAAAUGGAGCAAUUUACAUCUUAAACUUUUGAAUGAUUUACUUUAUUCAAUAGAAAUUGAUCUUCAAACAUGGCGUAAUCAGAGCGUCGAAUUUAAAGUUGAAUCUUCUUUGGCUCGAACAACACAAAUUGAUCAAGUGUUACAGAACAAUGAGAAUCAAAUCUAUAUUGUCAACACAAUACAUUUAAUAUCACAACUUUGUGAUAAUAUUAUCAUUGCUUCAGGAGGAUUACUUCCAUUAUUAGCAUCAGCAACUGGUGGUAAUGGUGCCACAUGUAUCACACAAAUCAGAAACGAAGGUUUCUCACCUUCUCAAGCAAAUUUUCUUCUCUAUAAAUUGGCCAAUUUAAUUGAUGUUUUGUGUUUUGUUGCAACACAUGUAAAUUUUACUGAACUUGAAGCAGAAAAGAAUAUGGCUUCCGGUGGAAUUCUUCGCCAAUGUUUACGUAUUGUUUGUACGAUUGCCGUUAAAAAUUGUUUGCUCAUACAACAACAUGAAAAUUUAAAUCCAGAUAAUUGUCGUGAUUUUGAAUUGAUUUCUGAAAAUGAAUAUCUUUAUAAAGGCAUCAGCAUUCUUUCUUCAGCAGAAUUAUUUAGCGUUGAUUUUAAUCCAGAACAUAGUGAUUUGAUUUAUUGUAAAGCUACCAAUUCGGAUAUUGAUAAUUUACAUUAUCAUUUGAUUACACCGAUCAAAGAUCCAAAUUCAUUAUUACAAGAAAUGGAUAUUAAUCGCCUUCGAGCUUGUAUCUAUCGAGAUGCCGAUUCGGAUACAAGACAAUCACAAUUUUUAGCAUUGGCAACAUUGUAUUUUAUUUCGGUUCUUAUGGUCUCCAAAUAUCGUGAUAUAAUUGAACCUAAAAAUAUUGGUGAUAAAUCAAUCAAUAAACAACGACAACAAACAGAAAUUGAUCAUUAUAAUUCAAAUAAUAGUAAUAAUAAUAAUGCUGAUAAAGAAUUGGAUCAAACAAAAAUAUUGGAAUCGAUUGAAAUAUCAAAAACAAAUACUAAAAUUACUGAAAAAUUGACAGCAAAAUUAGAGGCAACAUUAGCUUCUGUAUGUCCACUUUUACGUGAAAUUAUUUGUGAUUUUUCUUCAUUUCUGUCAAAAACAUUGCUCGGAUCGCAUGGACAAGAAUUGAUCACUAAAGAAACGAUUCGUACAUUCAAACGACCAGAUGCCAGUCCAGUGGAGCUGGUGAUGUUGUUAUGUUCACAAGAAUGGCAAAAUACAUUGCAAAAGAACGCUGGACUAGCAUUUAUUGAAUUAAUUAACGAAGGCCGACUCUUAUCACAUGCUAUGAAAGAUCACAUAGUUCGAGUGGCUAUGGAAGCCGAAUUCAUAUUAAAUCGAUUACGUGCCGAUGAUGUAUCAAAACAUGAUGCCUUCACACAGGCAUGUAUUGAGACAAAUAAUUCACGAUUACAAGAGGAAAACAUAAUCAAUUCGUUAAUCAUAUCGGCCAAACGUCGUGAUUGGAUGAUUUUCACUCGAUUCAAAGAAUCAAUCAAACAAGAAGAACGAAAAUAUUUCAAGCUUGAUUCCUGGGAAGAUGAUUGCCGAAGACGGCGGCGUUUUAUAUAUGAUUCUUUGGGUGAAUUUGUUAAUUCAAAAUUAAAAUCCAUGACUACCAAUUGUAUACAAGAAACAAUAUCAAAUCAUGAAGAUGAAUCAAAAUCAUCAGAUGAUGCGCAUAAAUCAUUAUCAUCGCCUAUCAUUCCACCAAGAUCAAUGAUCAAUAAUUCCGUAGAUGAUGAUGAUAAUGAUUCAUUCCUAUGGGAUAAUGAUGAUACCAUUGGUGAUACCGAAACGACAACUGUUGAAUUUAGCAGCUCAGUUUUGUAUAGCGUCGAAUGUUGUUUGAUUUGGGCAAUCUAUACGAUCGAUGGAGUGUUACAAAUCACAUCUAAUGAAAUUUUCUUCGAGGCACAUAAUAAUAACGAUGUUGAUAUAAUCAAAUAUUAUGAUAAACGCAAAACAGAUUUUUGCGAUUCAUUUAGAGGUCUUUCAGGAAUCGGACCAAAAGGAACAAAAGAAUUUAAAGAUUGGGAUCUGGUUGCUCUUCAGUAUUGUGACCUAUUAACAUAUAAUUGUAAAGUAUCGUUCCAAGAUAUUCGAGCCAUUUUUACACGACGUUAUUUAUUGCAACAGAAUGCAUUGGAAAUAUUUCUUGCUCAACGAACAUCAAUAAUGUUUGCGUUUUCGGAUUUUGAGACUGUUAAAAAAGUUGUACGCUAUUUACCGGCUGUUGGUGUUGGUGUUAAAUAUGGAAUACCGCAAUCACGACGUGGAUCAUUGAUGACACCAAAACAAUUGUUUGCUUCGUCAAACAUGACACAAAGAUGGCAAAAACGAGAGAUAUCUAAUUUUGAAUAUCUAAUGUUUUUGAAUACAAUCGCUGGCCGAACCUAUCAAGAUAUGAAUCAAUAUCCUAUAUUUCCUUGGAUUUUGACCAACUAUGAAAGUAAAGAUCUGGAUCUUUCCCAACCAACCAAUUUCCGUGAUCUUUCCAAACCGAUCGGUGCUUUGAAUUCCGAACGACGCGACGAAUUUAUUGAACGUUUUAAUUCUUGGGAUAAUAAUCAGGUUCCAGCAUUUCAUUAUGGUACACAUUAUUCAACAGCUGCUUUUACAUUGAGCUGGCUGAUUCGAAUCCAGCCAUUUUUUUCAGUCUAUCUAUCUAUCCAAGAUGGAAAUAUGGAAGAUCGUAGUCGUCUUUUCACAUCUAUUCGAGAUUCUUGGGUUUCCUCAUUGAUGGGUGGCCAACAGAAUGUUAAAGAAUUGAUACCAGAAUUUUUCUUUCUUCCUGAAAUAUUUCAUGGCAAUAAUUUAAUGAAAAAUGUCAAACUUCCACCUUGGGCUGAUACUCCUGAAAGCUUUAUUCGAAUUCAUCGAAUGGCCCUUGAAUCGGAUCUAGUUUCUUGUCAACUUCAUCAAUGGAUUGAUUUGAUUUUCGGCUAUAAACAACGUGGACCUGAAGCAGUUCGAGCUGUGAAUGUUUUUUACUAUUUAACCUAUGAAGGAAAUAUUGAUUUAUCAACCAUUGCCGAUACAUCGAUUAGAGAGGCAAUUGAAACACAGAUACGUCAUUUUGGUCAGACUCCAUCACAAUUGACCACGGAUCCACAUCCUCCUCGAUCCAGCGCAUUACAUGUGUCACCAUUGAUGUUUUCAUCAAGUUUGGAUGAACUAUGCAUGAAUCUAAAAUUUCCAUUUAAUGCUCCUAUCGUUCAUGUGGCAGCUUGUACUGGAAGCCUUACAUCUAACAAUACCUCAUUGAUAGUAACAAUUAAUCAACAUCAACAAUAUUUUCUACAUAAAUGGAGCACAAAAGAUCCUACCAAUCCUUUGAUAAUGGAUGCUGGCCUUCAAUCGAAUAGUAAUAAUGUAAAACGACAAUUGGUUGACACUAACGAUCUUUGUUGUUCGUAUCCAUGUAAUUAUGUGGUUACCAUGGAUGGCAAAUAUAUUAUUCUAUGUCCAUUUUAUGAUAAUUCUUUUCGUGUUUAUUCUAACGAGACCGGAAGAAUUACCCAGAUUGUAUAUGGCCAUAAAAGUGUUGUAACUUGCAUCGCCAGAAGUGAAUGUAAUAUUGCAUCAGAUUUUUACAUUGUUAGUGGCAGUCAAGAUUGUUCAGUACUAUUGUGGACUUGGAAUGCCAAAUAUUCACAAAUCGAAGGCAAUGGUAGCUUCAAUUCAUCGAAUCCAUUACCAAAAUUGACACUAUGUGGACAUCAAUCAACAAUAACAUCUUUGUUGAUCAGUGCAGAAUUAGGAAUAAUUGUCAGUUCCAGUUUGAAUAAGAUUCUUAUACACACAACUACUCAAGGUGAAUGCAUUUCAGAAAUUGAUUUCCGUGCUCGACAUUCAAUACCAAAAGAUAUUAGUUAUGGUGAUAUAAAUGAAACUGAUCUUAAAAAAUUGGCAGAUGCAAACAUUGAAGCUAGUAUGUUGGGUCGAAAAGGAUAUGCUAAAUUGAAAUCACCACAAAAAAUGAUAAACUAGUGAACAGUUUGGAUGAAAAUCAACACCAACAGCAACAACAGUUGAACAAAGAACAUUUGUUGGAUAAGAAUGAUUAUAUUGUG